ACUACAACUGAAAUAACAUCACAAAACACCAGUGCAACCACAGCUGCAAUGACGUCACAGAGUACCAGUGCAACUACAGCUGCGACGACAUCACAGAGCACCAGUGCAACUACAGCUGCAACGACGUCACAGAGCACCAGUGGAACUACAGCUGCAACAACAACAUCACAGAGCACCAGUGGAACUACAGCUGCAACAACAUCACAGAGCACCAGUGCAACUACAGCUGCAACAACAACGUCACAGAGCACCAGUGUAACUAACACUGCAACAACAACGCUGCGAACCCCUAUUGCAAACACUGUUACACUUGUGAUCAAUAGCCCGGCAGCCUUUCCACCCGACAGCAGCGUGACCCCAUUGAGGCCUGUCCGGCCACCACCAAAUACAAACAACCCGCGAGUAAUCCGUGAAGUUAGUGGCACCGUGACACAAAGCAGUGAGAUCAGUAACCGCAGAAUAGCCGACCUAUAUCAAGGAAUAGAAGUGUCAUGCAACAUAAAAACUGCAAUAAGAAACACCACCUGUACUGUGACGCUGAGUCUGAGUCGGAGAGUUCCUCCAUGUUGUAUCCUCCGUGUUCUCUGUGCAGCCAGUAAAAACUCCACCGACAUCCACGUGGUGGGAAACAGGAUCGAUAGAAUAAAUCAAUUUCGGAAUGAGUGCAACAUCAACCCAGAAGAGGCGAACAGUUGCGUUUAUCACGGCCAAACCAAUACAUCAUGCAUAGAGUCUGAAGAUGCAUAUGUGGUUCCACAUAGCAACUCAACUACUUGUGGUGCAGGCAACAGGAACUGCAGCUGCUCUGCUUACUGCAACGGAUCCGAUGCAUACUACACUUUUCAAAUUUCAACACGAGAUCCCAACAUGAACUCUUCAUAUGUCUCCUCUGUGAUUUCUGAGGUGAAACAGCCGCCACCGUGCCUGUCGAUAGAAGAUUUUUCGUGUCCAGUGCCCAUCAUUGCAUCCGAAUACAAGAAUGUCAGUGUUGCCUGUAGAAUGAUAGCAGAAAGUGUUCAAAGCUGCAGAGUGAUUUUGAGAUUUGCCCGUGAGGUUCCUAUCUGCGCUGUGGCAACAGCUGUGAAGAAUGUGCUUCAGUCUGAGAGACAAAUCCUUUUUGAUGGGCGAGUAAUCCGAGCAGCGCUUUGUGGGAAUUUAGAGGCAGGCAACGAUCCGCUGCAAUCCCAGUUCACUGGUUCACUGGUUGCCAUUAACCUGACCCCUGCUCACUUUUGUACAGCGAUAGAAGAGAGUAACGUCCUCAGCUGUCAAAGUGGAAAAAAUGUGCUGGUGCUGCUGCGGGAACGGUGUGUUGUCCCGGUUGGGUUUACCACAAUCAGCCCAAAUGUGACAACCAUACAACCAAACAGCACCACACUGUCUGCAAAUACAACUUCAUCCCCAAUGAACACAACAACAGCACAACAGAACACAACAGAAGCCCUGAACACCACCACCACGGCUGCUAAUGUCACACUGACAACAACACUCAACUCCACUACGAGCACCACCAAUGAUUCUACUUCUGUGACCCCAUCGGAGACUCCAACAACCACUGAAACAGACGCUGAAGGCCAAGCCAACGCCCUGCUUGAGCUGACCAGAAACGUGUCCCAGCUGAACUCUAGUCAGGUGGAUCAGCUGGUUUCUCAGCUGGAGGGUCUUUUGUCGGGUCCAAAUGUGAGCCUGGGGCUGGGAAACACCUCUGUCAACAUCGUCAGCAAUCUGCUGGAUGCUACACCAGAGACGCUGUCGAGCUCCUCCAACAGGAUUAUAGGGAUUGUUGACACAGUGGGGUUAAAGCUGGUUAUUGGAGAAAAUGCUGAGACUCUGCUGUCCCCAUCUGUGGCUCUGUCUGUGAACCCAGCAGAUGGCGCUAACUUUCAGGAAACUGUUUUCUCCAUCUCAGACCCCACCAACGUACAGGUCGGUGGGGCUACUAACCUGAGGAGGAAGAGGAGUGUGAGAACAGACUCCUCCAUCCCUCAGGGCUCCAUCAGGCUGCCUCCCUCCCUCACCCAGAACCUGACCUCCGAGGAACAGCAGCUGAUCUCCAGAGUCCAGUUCAAUUUCUACCAGAGGAGCACAGUCUUCCAGGACCAAUCCUUGGGAGAUCGCAGACUGAACAGUGGGAUCCUGGGAGCAAGUGUGGCCAACCUGACAAUCACAGGACUGCAAGAAAAUGUGACAAUUCGCCUAAGAAACACAGAGCCUAUUCCAGCGAACUUUGUGGCAACGUGUGUUUUCUGGGACUUUACAUUCAAUAAUAAUUCAGGUGGUUGGAAUUCAGAUGGAUGUUUUGUCCAAAACAGCACAGACAAUGAGACGGUUUGUGGCUGCAACCAUUUAACCAGUUUUGCUAUCCUGCUGGACCUCUCCAGACAGCCUCUGACCAGCCGUGUCCAGGCCACCAUCCUCACCUUCAUCACGUAUAUCGGCUGUGGAGUCUCUGCCAUCUUCCUGUCCGUCACCCUCCUCACCUACUUGGCCUUUGGGAAGCUUCGUAAGGACAUUCCAUCUAAAAUCCUGAUCCAGCUGUGCCUGGCCCUGCUGUUGCUGAACCUGGUCUUCCUGGUGGACGCGUGGCUGGCUCUCUAUCCAGACUCUGUGGGCCUUUGCAUUUCCACCGCCUGGUUCCUUCACUACUUCCUGCUGGUUGCCUUCACCUGGAUGGGACUCGAGGCCGUCCACAUGUACUUGGCUCUGGUCAAAGUCUUCAACAGCUACAUAUCGCGCUACAUGCUGAAGUUCUCGCUGGUCGGUUGGGGCGUCCCGAUGAUCGUGGUCAUUAUUGUCAUUGCGAUUGACAAAGAUAACUACGGUCUUGUCUCCUAUGGAAGGUUUACUGAUGGCACGACUGAUGAAUUCUGCUGGCUGAAGAAUGACAUCGCCUUCUACGUGGCCGUCGUGGCCUAUUUCUGUGUCAUUUUUCUCUUCAACUUCGUCAUGUUCAUCGUCGUGUUGGUCCAGCUGUGCCGGAUAAAACGGCAAAACCCUCACAAUGUUCAGCACCGAACCACACUGCAGGAUGUGCGCAGUAUGGCGGGGAUAACCAUCCUCCUGGGCCUCACCUGGGGCUUCGCCUUUUUUGCUUGGGGGCCAGUUAACCUGGCUUUCAUGUACCUAUUUGCCAUCUUUAACUCCUUACAAGGUUUCUUCAUAUUUGUCUUCCACUGUGCGGUGAAGGAAAGUGUGAGGAGGCAGUGGAGGACCUACCUGUGCUGUGGCAAGAUGAGACUAGCAGAGAACUCGGAAUGGAGUCGCACUGCGACACAGAAGACUGUGAAGAAAUCGUCCCUGACCAAACUAACAUCUCUUCAUUCCUCAAACUCCUCAAAUUCCAACAACUACAACAACUCAACCAGCUCCUCUACUUUCCUCGUCAGCGAGUCUUCAGAGCCGAGUCACGGCGUCGUGAGCCCAUUUGACGACAGAGUAAUCACAGGAGAUGAAGAUCCCAGUAUGGACGUGAUCCUCAACGAGAUCAACAGCCAGUACAGAAACCCACAACCGUCCUGAUGCAAAUACGACUGAACCAGUCUAUUUACCAGCACUUAUUUGUAAAUACUUGUAUAACUGUGUAAUUUAUGUAUCGCCUCUGUGCACGUAGCAUGUACUGUAUCAGCUAAAUGUUUUGUAAUGGGACAGUAGAAAUCCUACAUUCCACAUGAAACUUGAUUUUUAUAUUCUACCUUUAUCCUUUUAUUAAUUGUACCUUUACAACCAACCUGGACAAUCGUUAUUGUUUGAACAGAGAUGUUAUCUUUAUAGGUUUUUAUACUCCAAAGGUAAAUUGUAUGCACUGAUGUUUAUCAAGUUGGUGAAAGUCCAGUCCGAUAUGUUAGAUUAGAGACAUGGUUAAACCCAAUGUAUGCUGCACAUAAAUCUACAUUUCUAAGAGCAGAUUUUGAGCUAAUAAAACUGACUUUUUUGUUUUUAGCAGUGUUAAAAUUUCUUCAUGUUUCGAUGGACUACAGCAGGCAAAUGCUGCAAAUACAAAACAGCUCAAUAAAUACCUCAACCACAAAAGGAAGAACUAUUUAACAGUGCUUUCAAGUAAAAAAAACUACACAUGAAGGGCCAAAUAUUAGAUUUUGUUUUGCUAAAGUUUUGAAGACAGAAGUGUUGCAAGGAAUUAUCCUAUAAAUCAUAGUUUAUAGAAGCAACAGUCUCGUGCUUGGCGUGUUUUAGUCUCAGCUAAGGUCUACUGGUUUAUCCUAAGAUACAUAUUAAUUUCUGUUAAACAGCAAUGAAUCCAAUACUUUCAAUUUUUAAGACAUGAUGAAAAAAGAUUUUGACCGUCCCGCCUGUUAUUUUUGGAAGUCUGUUGUACCGGUUGGCACUUUAAAUAUUAAGUCCUCAAUAAACGUGUCCAUCCAUGUAUCAAUAAAGCAUUUUUUGUUAUUAAAAU
Messenger RNA from Stegastes partitus (bicolor damselfish), 4411 nucleotides. RefSeq names its product G-protein coupled receptor 64. The transcript has 26 exons. Gene Ontology annotation, biological process: adenylate cyclase-activating G protein-coupled receptor signaling pathway; cell surface receptor signaling pathway. NCBI's taxonomy places the organism in Eukaryota, Metazoa, Chordata, Actinopteri, Pomacentridae. Gene Ontology annotation, molecular function: G protein-coupled receptor activity. The coding region runs from base 49 to 3519 and encodes 1156 amino acids. The record is from RefSeq and is a predicted model, not a curated record. Gene Ontology annotation, cellular component: plasma membrane.